AUGAGGUCUUGGGGUCGGGUACGUGAGUUUGGGGAAUUGCACGCCGGAGCUGCAAGAGAUCACCUCGAAAAUAUGGGGAAUGACAAUAUACCUAUUGGCCGCGUUAUUUGCGAUUUUGUGGUCCUCAUUUGUUGUGCUGUUCCCCUUCUCAUCUUCCACGAAUUUGUGCCGGCGUACAAACGGGGAUUUUACUGCGACGAUGAAAGCAUUCGAUAUCCAUUCCACGACUCGACGGUUUCCAGAAAAAUGCUCAUUGUGAUUGGACUCAUUAUUCCCACCGCGCUGAUUUUAUUAACUGAGCUUUUUCGAGCGACUGCCUGGGAGCGAAAAUGCCGAGAUCAAUUCAAGUCCUAUCAUAUGCGAAAUCGUAACGUACACCGGUUGAUCGUACGUUUGUACUGCUUUAUCGGUUACUUCUUUGUCGGAGUCUGCUUUAAUCAAUUGAUGGUUGACAUUGCCAAAUACACAAUCGGUCGCCAGCGCCCUCACUUCAUGGCUGUAUGCCAACCUGAUAUUGGCUACAAUAAGUGCCCUGAUCCGGAGUUGUAUAUCUCAAAUUACACAUGUACUGGAACGAAUAAAAAGCUUGUGCAUGAAUCUCGGCUCUCAUUCUACUCGGGACACGCUGCCUUCUCGUUUUAUGCUGCUUGGUUUACUGCGCUGUAUUUGCAAGCUCGUCUUUAUCGUCCACUUUUCUCCCGACUUGUCAUCCCAGUUAUUCAAUUCUCACUUUUUGGAGGUGCGGCAUACGUUUCGUACACCCGUAUUUCCGAUUACAAGCACCAUUGGUCGGAUGUGCUGGUUGGAAUUAUCAUGGGAAGUUCAAUCGGUAUCUUUGUGGCUAUGUACGUGGCCGAGGUGUUUAAACGACGAGAAAUUCCAUCGAGUGAUCCAGAAACCCUCGGGCAUCAGGCCGGCCUGAUACGCAUGGAACCAAGACCGGCAAAUGGGGAACCGGUAGUGACGACCCAAUCGCACACAAUCACUAUCCAAAACGAGGAUGGUCCUGGAUAUUCGGCUGCAUCGCAAAGACUAGUGGCCACGAAAAGUCCACCGCCCCCUUAUAAUAGAAUGGCCGCUAUGGAAGAUGGUUCUUUCAGAACCGAGCUUCACAUUGAUCCUAUAAGCACCGUCUCGCUGUGUGAUUCAUUCUAUACGGCCGCCGGUGAUUGGCCCUCACAAGUGUUGAUCUCUCGUCCCCCAUCAACUGUGUACGCGUCGGCUGAAUAUCUCAACAUUCCCUAUGGGGCACUCACGCCAACAAUACGCCCCACAUCUGUU
Molecule: messenger RNA, 1281 nt
Organism: Mesorhabditis belari
Lineage: Eukaryota; Metazoa; Nematoda; Chromadorea; Rhabditida; Rhabditidae
Source: the annotation of a GenBank genome assembly